Messenger RNA from Solenopsis invicta (red fire ant), 4192 nucleotides. RefSeq names its product vacuolar protein sorting-associated protein 11 homolog (gene Vps11). The transcript is spliced from 16 exons. The record is from RefSeq and is a predicted model, not a curated record. Gene Ontology annotation, cellular component: endosome; HOPS complex. Bases 117 to 3398 code for a protein of 1093 amino acids. Gene Ontology annotation, biological process: organelle fusion; vacuole organization; vesicle-mediated transport. NCBI's taxonomy places the organism in Eukaryota, Metazoa, Arthropoda, Insecta, Hymenoptera, Formicidae. Gene Ontology annotation, molecular function: protein binding; protein-macromolecule adaptor activity.
GCCUGUAUACUGAGACAGCGGGUGGAUCGAUCAGACGCAUCGCUGUCAAAAGUCCGUACACAAACCGCUGGGCCUACAAUUUCCUCCGAGUACAUGUACAAAUAAGCGCCCGUAUUAUGGCGUUCCUGGAGUGGAGGCGCUUUAAUUUCUUCGACUUGAAAAAGGAAGUUGACGCGGGGAGAAUUGCCAAAGCGUUCGGGGAUGCGCAAGUUGUGGCAGCUACCAGUGGAAAUGGCAAUCUGGUAUUCGGGGACAACACAGGCAACGUACAUUUAAUAAACAGGUCGUACGAGAUUACGACUUUUCGAGCUUACGAUAUUACGCUUGCGUUGGCGCAACAAGUUCAACACUCCACUUUUCUAUUCACUAUCGGUGAGGAUGAGCCUGGUUGUAAUCCUACUAUAAAAGUUUGGAAUUUGGCCAAGCCUGACAAACAAGGUAAUCCAACAUGCAUUCGAAUAAGCAGAGCCAUACCUAGCUACAGAGCGGUCCCAGCGACAGCUUUAUGUGUACAUACUAGUCUUACAUUGAUGGCUAUUGGAUUUGGGGAUGGCUCUAUUAUGUUGUAUAGAGGCGACCUGACUCGGGAAAGAAAGAAUAAAAUAAAAGUCUUGAAGGAUGUCAAUCUGUCCAUUACCGGCCUCGCGAUACGAGCGACCGGUAAACAGACCUAUCUGUUUGUUGCUACGCAAAACUGCGUGUUCCUGUAUAAUGUUACUGUUAAAGAUAAGGAAUUUAAAUCUACUUUGGAUACUAUGGGCUGUGCACGAAAAUGCAGCGUGCUUGCCGAAUCUAUGCAGGACAGUCACUUCAUGAUUGGACGUAAUGACGCUAUUUAUUGUUACACGCCAGAUGGUAGAGGUCCGUGCUAUGCGGUAGAGGGUCAAAAGAUAAUGUUAGAAUGGUUCAGAACGUAUCUAGUGAUAGUAGCGAAAGAAGCGGCGAAUGUUCCAAGAACGACAACAACUAUAUCCGCUAAACCCAACACGAUAGAACCGAUACCUCCCGGUGUCGACAAGCAUAUUAUCACUGUGCUUGACAUUCAAAACAAGUUUAUCGUGUUCUCCGCGCCGAUGGUGUCUGUCCAAGCAGUCUUGUCUGAGUGGGGUGGAUUUUUUAUACUUAGUGGAGAUAAUAAACUAUAUCAUUUAGAUGAGAAAGAUUUACAAUCUAAAUUAGCGUUGCUUUUUAAAAAAAAUUUAUAUGAUGUUUCUAUAAGAAUAGCUAAAAAUCAACAAUAUGAUGCGGAAGGUCUUAUAGACAUUUUCCGUCAAUACGGAGAUCAUUUAUAUUCCAAAGGAGAUCAUAAUGGUGCUAUAGAGCAAUAUAUAAAGACUAUAGGCAAACUGGAACCAUCUUAUGUGAUAAGAAAAUUUUUGGAUUCUCAACAUAUUGAUAAUUUGACAACAUAUUUGCAAGCGUUGCAUAAAAAUGGACAGGCAACGGAGGAUCACACUACCUUGUUAUUAAAUUGUUAUACUAAGCUUAACCAUACUGAUAAGUUAAAAGAGUUUAUUAUGACAAAAGAUCGUGAAGUUGAUUUUGACGUGGAAAUAGCGAUAAAAGUUUGCCGUCAGGCAUCGCCGGAGGAUGCCUUGUUACUUGCACAGAAACAUAGUAAACACGAAUGGUAUCUUCGUAUUCAAAUCGAAGACAAACAGGAAUAUAAAAAGGCUUUAGAGUACAUGGCAACAUUAGAAUUUGAAGAGGCGGAAGCUAAUAUGAAGAAAUAUGGAAAUAUUUUAAUAGAAAAUGUGCCAAAUGAAUCUACACAAUUUUUGAAAGCCUUGUGUACGAAUUAUAAACCUUCCAACAAACCUCUUGUAGAUCAGGAAGCUUUAAAUGGCUACACAGAACAGCAUAUCGAUAAAGCUAGCCCAGAAGAUUUUAUUCAUUUAUUUUUAAAUAAUUCUGAACGGCUUGUAGAAUUCUUGGAGCAUUUAGUUAAAUCAGAUACAAGAUGGAGUACGCUUAUUUACAAUACAUUAGUGGAACAUUAUUUACACGUUUGGUCGGCAUUAGAUAACGAUGUAGCUAAACUACAAUAUGAACAGAAGAUUGUACGACUUCUGCAGAAUUCCGAGGCUCGUUAUGACAAGGAUCAGAUAUUAAUACUUUGUCAUCAACAUAAUUUUAGAAAAGGAUUACUCUUUCUUUAUGAAGAGAGCAAAUUAUAUCAAGAAAUAUUGAGAUUUCACCUAUGUGAAGGAGAUUGUGAACAAGUCCUUGCCACUUGUAAAAGAUUUGGUCAUCAGGACCCUAAUUUGUGGGUACAAGCUUUAUGGAGCGUAGCUAAAAACAAGGAUGCGCCAACUAAACUUCUCGCGGAUAUAUUAGCUUAUAUCGCUCAAGAAAGACUGUUAUCUCCUUUGAUGGUCAUUGAUGCAAUUUCCACAUCGUUGACUUGCACAUUGGGAGACGUUAGAAGUUACUUGUGCAGUGUAUUACGAACGGAAAACGAGCAAACUCAAGCUGAUACGGAAUUAACAGAGAAAUACAGAGCUGAUACUCUUAAACUGCGGGAACAAAUAGAAGCAAUCAAGAACAAUACGAUAAUCUUUCAAGGAUCGCGAUGUAGCGCGUGUCAUCAUCAGUUGGAGUUGCCGUCUGUGCAUUUCAUGUGUCAACAUUCGUAUCAUCAACAUUGUUUUCAAAGCUUUUCGGAAAAUGAAAACGAAUGCCCGGCCUGUUUGCCAAACAACAAGAAAUUAUUGGAUAUUAUAAGAGCUCAAGAGCAGUCAAGGGACCUACACGAAACUUUUCACAGUCUUCUCGAUCGAGCGGAAGAUCCCUUUUCAUUAGUAGCUGAUUAUUUUGGUAGAGGUGUUUUUAAGAAACUAACAGUAAUUACUGAUACAGACAAAUCGUUACCCACGCCGACCAAGUUGGAAGAACCCAAGUUAAAUUAUGGGCCAGGUGCAGAAGCGAGACUCAGAUUGAACGAAGGAAAGAGUUCUAUUUCAGGAAAAACAGAGCCUCGACGACCCGCAUACGAUGUUCCUACGCUAAUAACGGAAGAGCGUUAUCGGAACUUUGUCAAGCCAGACGUAUAUUCUUCAUCAUUGGAGGCGAAUAUAUCUGGAACGGGAAGCGGUUUAUCAACGCCACGUGGUAACUCGACUAAAGCCUCGCCGGUGCCAAUCAGAGAGGCCCGUAUUUUAAACAGUACCACACCAAAGUCAUCGCCAAUCGAAAAGCCCUUUGUUUCUUCGAAAAUUCCUGUUGUGCCAUCAAAUCCCUUUGAGACUGACGAUUAUGACGAAUCGAAAAAUCCCUUCGCCAAUGAUGACGACGAUGACGCAAAUAAUCCUUUUAAAGAUGACGAUGACAACGAUAAUGAUAGGGCUUGCAAUGAUGACGAUGAUUACAACAAAAAUCUAAAUCCAUUCGGUAGGUAAGCCGCGAAUAUAUUUCCCCCAUGACAGGUUUGAGAUGAGAUACAUAUAAGUAUAUGUAUAUGGAUAAAUACUUUACGAUACGUAAAAAGAAAAUGUGCAUUAUGCUUCAAUAAGCAUUACGUAAUGAAUUUGCGAAUCUAUAAUAUUAUGUAUAAACUUGUGUAAACUUGUAUAGGAUCUAUUUCAAUUUUAUAUGCUGUAAAAACUUAAUUUAGAGCGAAAAUAUACUUUCCUCACUUCCACAAUUUGAAGACUUUACGCACAUUCUAAGUCUUGGAUAAUAUCUGUUUAUAAAAAAGAGCAUAGCAUUAUUUAAAAUACUAUGCCUUAUGUGGAUGAGACAUAGUAUUUGAAUUUUGUCUAUCUUUAACUAGCCUGAAAUUUGAGGAUUGAGGUAGAAGAUUGAACAAUUGUAUAAAAAAACAAACAAUUGAUCAAUGAAAAAACAAUAUAUAUUAAUAUGCCUUUGUAAAGAGACUGUGAUUUGAGAAGGAAUCGAGUAAAAUUUUGGAAUAUAAGAUCAAUUGCAGAUUGUGAUUGAUUUAAAAUUAAUUAUUUCACCGCUCUGCAUUUUCAUGUUUGGCUGUUUUUGUGACUAUGUGAUUAUAAUCAUUAAAAAGAAAGUUAGUCAAAUUGAAGUAAAAAACGACCACUAUAUAAUAAUUAUGCUUUUGUGUGCUGCAUCUGUUUGCUUGAAUAGAACAGAACUUGUAAAUGUAUCGAAAGAGGUACGAAUCGUAAGAUUAUAAUAUAUUAGAAAUAAGAAAAUAAAAAAGCAUGAGUUUACAUAUGUA